Messenger RNA from Mesocestoides corti, 213 nucleotides. NCBI's taxonomy places the organism in Eukaryota, Metazoa, Platyhelminthes, Cestoda, Cyclophyllidea, Mesocestoididae. The record is from the annotation of a GenBank genome assembly.
AUGGGAGAUGCGAUGCAUCCUCGACUCGAGUUCCAGCAAAUUUGGUUGUUUGUUGCUGCCGAUGAGUGCGUAUACCAACUCGAUCGAAUGCUGACAGGAAAUGUGGUGGCCUCGCCAAUCACCAGUGCUAAUGCGAAGUGGACAUUCCGCUUCCUCGAACCACCUCUCCUGAAUCGAAACCGACCACUGCCUAAUAGACACAACGAGUCAUAG